AGGUACAUUAACGUUUCGAGACAACAAACCAGCCCACUGAGCUGGACUUUAUGAAUUUACUUCAGAAAUAAUUCCUUUGCCAUACAAAUUAAAAUACAAUUUUGAUUGCCAGCGCCAUUGUACAAGUCGAUAUAUAUAUGUGUGUAUGCGUGAUGCAUUGUGGGACUGUAUUCUCUGCCGUAGUUGUAGCCAGAAAUACUUAGCUAAGUGAUCAGUCAUGCAACAUGGCCGGCUAGUACUGAGGGUCUUGGAUGGACUUAUUGAUGUAUCUCCUGGUCAAGGAAACACUCACACAGGUAUUCACAUAAUUCUACGGAGCUGUGUCCAAGAGACCACUUUGAUUAAGGGAAUAUAUACAGUUGUCCAGCUUCAGAUUUCAAAACUACAAGUGUUGGCAAGAGAUUGUGAGAGAGGAAUGGUGGAAGCAAUGGUACAUUGUUUUCAAGAACAGUUUCCUGACGCUCAUUAAAGAUGAAACAGAUCAGACUGAAAACAAUAUCUUUGCGAGGACCGUAGCUACAAGCACAAAACAAAAGCCAUGUCGUUUCUUCAGCUGAAGAAGUACAUGUCCCGUAAGACCCGAGGGUACCGUCUUGUGUUUAUCCUUGGCGUGUUCCUCAUUGGCUAUUUGUCAAUGAACUAUGUGUCCGUCCGGAAUCCACAGUCUUUCUCAAAAUAUGAUGAACCAAUUCCUUACUCAGAUACCAACCAUCUUUUCAUUCAUCGACAUCUGUUGUCGGAUAACUCAACAACAGAUGAAGGAAUAUACCCGCCUGCGGUCUUCACAGUGGAACAGAUGCGUAAUGGCGCCAUCAUCCUUCAUGUGUUUGGCAUGGUGUACAUGUUUGUGGCUCUUGCAAUUGUCUGUGAUGAAUUCUUUGUGCCUGCUUUGGGAGUCAUUAUAGAGAGGUACGACAUCUCCGAAGAUGUCGCAGGAGCUACAUUUAUGGCGGCAGGUGGAAGUGCUCCAGAAUUUUUCACAAGCGUCAUUGGUGUUUUUCUGGCAAAGAGUAACGUCGGUAUUGGAACUAUAGUGGGAUCUGCUGUUUUUAAUAUUCUUUUUGUUAUUGGGAUGUGUGCAGUGUUUAGUAAACAACUGUUGACAUUGACUUGGUGGCCUUUGUUUCGAGAUGUCAGUUUCUAUAGUAUUGACCUUAUACUGUUAAUUGUAUUUUUUUUGGACGACGUGAUUGACUGGUGGGAGGCACUCAUUUUGUUUCUUUUAUACAUUGCCUAUGUGAUGUUCAUGAAAUUCAACGAAAGGAUUGAGCGAUUUGUCAAAGGCUGUACAAAGAAGGCCUCUAUGAACAAGGUGGCAAGCACAGACACUUUACUUAAACAGAAAGGUGAGCGGCCAUGCAGUUUGCCAGUUCUUCACGGAGGGAGCAGUCGGUUCCGCCAUGGCGUCCUGCAACUGAUGAUCCAUACAAUUGACCCUCUUGGUCCAGAGAAAGUUCAAGACAAGGCAGUGGCUCUUCAUGCAAUGGCUAGCCUACAGCUUAUGAUCAACAUGGAUUCCAAAGAUGGCGCCAAGCAGAAUGGCAAUGUGGACCAAGACAACAAUAUGCAAGUUAAUGUCAUCUCCAACGGCAAGGUGUCACCUGCUUAUGAGUCCACAGGGUCACUCAGAAAAGGUAGUCCUUCUGUGAGUCAAGAAACAGCCUUAACAAUGGUGGACCAGGAACCAGAUCAGAAUGGUAAAGUGACACGACGAGAUGUCAAUGUUGCUGUUGAUGGAAAACAGGAAGGCGAUGAUGAAGCCCAGAGUAGCAAUGAUUCAAAAUCAGAGACCCCAGGAUGGGAGGAGGAAGAGGAACCCCUUGACCUCAGUUGGCCAGACACCUGUCGUAAACGUUGCACCUACCUUUUCCUGGCACCCAUCAUUUUCCCUCUGUGGUUCUUCCUGCCUGACGUCAGAAGGAAGGAGAAGAAGAAAUGGUUUGUGUGUUCCUUUAUUGGAAGUAUCUUGUCGAUUGCCAUCUUCUCCUACGUCUUGGUGUGGUUGGCCAAUGAGACUGGAACUGCACUCGACAUCAAACCGGAGAUAAUGGGACUGACCUUUUUGGCAGCUGGGACGAGCAUCCCAGAUCUCAUCACAAGCGUCAUUGUUGCCAAGAAAGGAUAUGGUGACAUGGCCGUUUCCAGUUCUGUCGGGAGUAACAUCUUUGAUAUCACUGUGGGGUUGCCGGUGCCCUGGCUGCUGUGGAGUGCCAUCCAGGGAGGUGCUGGCAUUGAUGUGAGCAGCAAGGGCUUGCUGUGUUCGAUUGUCCUUCUCUUCAUCAUGCUUGUGGCAGUCAUUAUCACCAUUGCCGCCAGCAAGUGGAAGAUGAACAGGACUCUGGGAGCUAUCAUGUUUCUCCUCUACAUCGUCUUCAUCACUCUCAGCGUCCUGGUGGAAAUUGGCAUUAUCCCAUGCCCGGAUGCAACCUAGCCCGGUCACAGAUCCUAGCCACAAGGAGCUAGGCCUCAUCCUGGUGCAUCUUACAGGAUAAUAAUUGGAUGACUUAUACUUUUGGUGUGAUAUUGUUUUAUUUGAAGAACAACUAGAAGAUUUGACGAACAGAUAAAGGUCGAAACUUACCUGUCAACAGCAGAGUGUUUGAGCUGAUCUCCUUUUCCUGAGACGUUUAUGAAAUCUUCUUGUUCCCGAGGACUGAGAAGAAUGCAUGAGGGAAAAGCUGACAAUUAAACUGGGAUACAGGAUUGCCCUCACUGAUGCUUUCUGUGGAACUCUUAGCAUUUGAAUAUGAUACUGGAUUAAGACUCUGUUCCGACUUGUGGUGUAAUAAGAUCUUAUGUGUUUGCUUCCUAACGACUGAAGCGACAAAGCCUUGACGCUAUUCAUUCUGGUCUGUGGUUUUGUCGCAGGCUGUCCACGUUGGUGACUUCUGCAUCCUUGUUGGUCUCUUGAUCUUAUCCUUAUGUGUGAUAUUUUUUAUAAGUAAUGGGACAGUUGAAACCUCAUUGAUGCCUGAUGGAGCUUUGAAGAAUAACUCAAUGAUAGAGAAAUGGGUAAGAUUUUCUGAUUGACAAGAAGAUAGACACCUACGAGGAAUAGUGUCCAUAAGAGAUAGUGUCAAAGAGACUUUGUCCUUAAAAUAUUUUGUCAAGGAGACAUGAGACACUUUGCCAAUUUGAAAGUGUCCAUGAGAUGUUUUGUCAAGGAGACAGUGUCCAUGAGAGAUGGUGGCAAAGAAAGACACUGUCAGUGUUGGUGUCAAAGAGAUACAGUGCCCUUGAAACAGUGUCAACAAUGCCCUUGAAACAGUGUCAAAAGAAAAUAAUGUCCCUGAUGCACAGUUCAUUGAGAGUCAGUGAUGAUGAUGAUGAGAAGAGUCAGUGGUGGUGAUGAUGAUGAUGAUGAUGAUGAUGAUUUGGAGAUUUAACAUGCGCUUUCCGACAUAUUGUGUAUUUCGCAUAGGGGCCCGCCAGGCCAUUUAGUGUUUGAUCGAAGGAGGGGUGAUUUGACCCAAAGAUAUGGCAACCUGAAUGGGGCGUUAAUGUUACAUAAUUAAAGUCAGUGAGAGACUGUCCAUAAGAUAUGUCAAUCAUGGACACUUUCAGUGAGAGACAACAAAGGAGAGAGACUGACAGUCAAGAUUGACCAUUCAUCAGGUGAAAAAGUAGUGUCAGCGUCUCAUUGAGAGACAGUGAUAGUGAGGGAGUGAAAGUGAGGUACAGUCCAAUUGUGAUGGUGGAAGGUUACAGUUCCAGACAAUGUUGGUGACAUUCCUCAUCUUAAAGAAAUGGAUGCAUAAAGAGGGACAAUACAACAAACUCUAACGAGGUCCAAGGACAAAUUGGUGUUACAAUCUAAUUAAGAAAUCUUUCAAAGGAUUGUUAUCUCACAAGAGACUAAUGCAAUGGAUGAAUGUCUAGCACUGUCCAACAGCCAUUCAUUCUAUAUCCGUGCCUAUAGAACGGCCAUGUUAAUUGAUGGCACCAUUGACUGCAGCCAUAUACAUUAUGUCAUAUAGUGCUUUAUUCAUCAUGGUACAGAUGGGUAACAGGAAGAGAUGUAACCAUGCAAGUAUGUACAUAUACAUAACAGUGAUAAUUACAUCAUUGUCAUGGCAACCACACAAACAAAUGAUCACAUUGUUGCUAUGGCAACCAUAUCCUAGCAGAAUGGUAAGUGAUCUUUGAUGUUGAAUAUUUUUCUGUAUAAUUCGGAGUUUAUGAAAUGGCUGAAAUAUUUUUUCUAAGUUCCCCAUGACCAAAUGUUUGAACACAUGGUUUUAGUCUGUUCAGAAUGUCUUUUUCUGUGAUAAGAGGAAGCAUUUUGCCAACACAUUCUUGUGUUCAACAGGAGUAUGGAGGACAUGUAAUGACAUUUAAUUAUGUAAUGGAGACACUUUCAAAAUGAAAUAGUUAUAGAAAUACAACUAAAAGUAAAGUAUAUUCAGUAAUAACAUUCUAUCAAAGUAGAUGGAAUAUCUGUAUUGGUCAAUAAAACAGUGACGAAUACUGUCAAGUUAGCAUCUGUGAUACGUUUUUCCUUGUUUUCAAAUGAACGGUAUGUGUUAGUGUUAUCAUGCAGUUUGUUAGUUCAUAUGGUCUGGCUGGCUCUUCAGAAGUCUUGCGGACCAUUUAUUGUCUUUCAACCUUGUACAUUUCUACCCAACCUAAGUCAAUUUGUGCCCUGUAGUUAAGCAGACCAACUAGUCACUGUGUUAAUCACCCUGUGAUAGAUACAAGUAGAAAGGUUUAUUUAAUUAUUGGUUGUCAUGACCAAAUCGUAAACAGUAAUUCUUGUUCUCAGUAUUAGUGGGGGUGGGGGAACGGGUGGAAGGGUGUUUGAGACACCAAUGUACAGAUAAUAAUGACCCCCUGAAGCUUGUCGUAUUUACGAUGAUCCUUUUCAUCUCCUUGUACAUUGUUUCAUGACCCUCUCUGAAAAGACAAAAUUUCUAUUUUGUUAUAAACUUCUUUGUGACCCUGUGUAACGUUUUUUUACCCUCCUCUUGAGGCUGUCAUAUAUUAUGGUGAGAAUAAUCCCUGGUUUACUCUCAUUAACCCACCCCUAUAAAAAAUGACCGGUUCAUUGUUGAAAAAUUGCUAGUGGUGUAAAACGUUGACUCACUUACUCACUGAGACAGACAGAAGCAAUCACUAGGUAAAUGCCCAAAACUGACUGUUUUUACACGUCUUUAGGCCAUACAGACUCUGUACUCAGCAAUAUAAAUGUUUACAGUGUAUAUUUCAAAGAUCAGUGCUCUGACUAAAGUAAUCUAAGUAAUCUGCUCUCUAUACCAGUCAUAUACAUAAUGCCAUUUUAGCACCUGGAAAGGUAAGAAAUAUUUUUAAUUAAAUUUUUUUUAAUUAACUAAAUUUAUGUAUUUUUAAUAUCACUAAAAGAGUUCUUGAAACUCGUUUUAAUGAUAUCAAAGGAAAUAUGAUUGCAAAACAUGUAACAUUAGGCCGUAUUUUGAACUCUUAGACAUGAAUUUAUGGCUUACUCUUUUCAGACUGAUAUCUUUAAAAUUGCUCGGUAUGCUAUUGUCUUGAAAAGUUUGUGGAAUUGGUAUCUCCGAAACAGUGGUGGAAUGAGUGCCACAUGGUGCUACUUGUGGCUGGCAUGUAGAGCAGAUAUUGUAGCUGUCAUAUUCCAUAAGGUCAAAUAAUUCUAAAGAUGAUGGUAUUUGUCGUUCACAUUAACAUUUAAACUAAUGAAUAGUUUAGAAAAUUUAAUCUAUCAUCCAGGAAACAACAGUCAGUUGAACAUUGUGUGAGUUGAACUGGUGUUGCAGCAAAGCCUAGGGAGAUGUUGGAUAUUUCAUUAUAUAUUUGUGCAUUAAGCACCCCACUUCAAUAAAUGGAAACUGAUAAACUUCUCAGUCAGAAAGUUUAUUAAGUGUGUUAAGUCUGAAUACAAACAUGGCAGUAAUCAGAUUCAUGCAUUCAUUGCAUAUGUAUUUCUACAAAAUUCAGCAAUGUAGAAUGGCUUCAUAUUAGACAAGUAUCUAUCGUCUAAAAAGUUUUCAUCUGCAUUUAAAGUACCCUGUAAGAUAGUCUGGGACAAAAUAUUUACUUGUAAAUAUUGUAAGAAGUUUCCCACUGUUUCUAAGCACACAGGGGGUUCGUUUAUUCAAAUGUAGUAUGUAGAAAUUUAUAUUUCAAUCAGCCAAAAUUUGUUACUCGAGAAAUCCAACAUCAGUUUUUAGUAUUUGGUUUUCCUAAACAUAAAUUUCGAAGUUUUUAUUAUUAUCAUUAAAAGCUCAGUGAGACUUGCAAUUCUCAAAUCACAUAUUGUUUAAUGCCAUUAUGAGUACGAAACGUCAUAAAACAUUAUUCAAUCUUGUUUUCUAUAUUUAAUUUCUGUAGCUUAACAGCUAAUGGACAUGUGGCAUCAGCCCUGAAUACUGUGACGUCAUGAUACAAUGCAAGAGGUUAUAUGCUGCCAUGACCAUGCCGCUAAAUAGACCUUGGUAAAUGCAAACAAACAUCAACUAACUCCGAUCUUUAUUGGGACAAGUAUUAGUCAAUAUUGGAUGCAGGGCACUGGGGUAACCUAGUGGUUAAAGUGUUCGCUCGUCACGCCGAAGGCCUGGGUUCGAUUCCCCACAUGGGUACAAUGUGUGAAGCCUACUCCUGGGUCCCCCGCUGUGAUAUUGCUGGAAUAUUGCUAAAAGCGGACUAAACUCAACUCACUCACUUUCAUAUUUGAGGUAUUUUCAUACUUAUAAUGAAACAUAUUCGUGUUCAAUGGGUUAAAGUCCAGAUGUACAAUAGGCCAAGCUUUAACCCCGUUUAAUAACAUUUUUAAAAAAUCAGACUGCAGCACUCAUCCAUUCAUUUUAAUAUUUAAGAUAAGUGUAUGGUAUAAAAGCUUUACUAGGCAUUGCAAUAAGUUUUCUUGCCAAAAUCAGUUUACACAUUUUUGAAAAGGCUACUAAAUGUUUGAUAAAGUGUUGAUGUAUUUUAUUCUGUUAAAGAAUAUGCAAAGAGAGAACUUCUAUCCAUGAUUUGUUAUUUUACAUUUAAAAUAUGUUGAAAUGACCAUUGGCAGAAUGAAAUACUAUUAGCAUGACAACAUCUUCAAGCAUUCAGUCAUAUUAAGUCUCCAUUCUGAAUGAGAAGAAUUCUUUGUAGAGUGUUGAUUGCUGUAAGUUCAAUUUCGAAUUCAGAGUAAAUUAUUAGAGUGACAGUUUUGAUGACAUUUGUAAAUACUGUAGAUAAUUGGUUAAUCAAAUGGGUUUGAAUAUUUGUGAAAAUAACUUUUCAAUUUUAUUCCUGCAAGUCCUUCACGUGUUUCUGUUGGUUUUCAGAAGAUGAAUAUGUAUGUAUAAAUUUUGCAUCAGAAGGUCUCUUAGGUAUGACAGAACAGAAUUCCAUCCACAAGUUUCAGUUCAGCUGUGAAUGAAAAUGCAUGAAUAUUAUGUUUAAAAUUCCAUUUUUCAGGCAAAACAGCUAACAUGUCAUAAGGAUUGGGAUAGUGGUUAUCUGUCCUAACACCCUUGUAGACAGGAAUUGGAAUUAAACAUACAAUUCAUCAGAUCAGUUUGAGGAACUUUUCAAACCUAAUCUCACAAAUGUAUCUACUCAUUUGACAUGACAGCCAUGUAUGUCCCUCUUCAGUUUUAAAUCUGUUUUUCUUAAACAAAAUAUUUUUUGUAACAUCCAUGACAUGUAACCCUAUGUAGAUAUGUUUUCAUUCAUUCUUGUAAAAAAACGAAUCUGUGAUGCAAAUAUGUAUAAAGUCAUGAUUGUGUACCUUUUCAGUGGAAUUGUUAUCAUUAGUUUUCCAAAUACAUGUUUCUAUUAGCAUCUCAAAUUGCAAAUGUGUAACAUGUAUACAUUUUGGUCUUUUUAAAUAGACAAGUAGACAAUGUAAAUAGUUGGGUUUUGAUAUGAACUAUUUUGUUCUUUCAAACUCUAAAAGUGGCAUUGUAAGUAUGAAUUGGUAAGUCACAUAAUUAGUCUGCUUAUGUAAAUCAACUUAUUGUUAAUGUGCCUGUAUAAAUUGUGUUUUUUUCUCUGGUAGAAAAUACUUAUUUUUCUACUCUUACUUAUUAGUUAAGUGUUCGAUCUCACAUGCAUUCCACAUGAUGUACUAAAGAUGUUGGUGUGUGCCUGCAUCCUUUAAUUUGCUCUUGAUUAUACACUUUUCUUGUGAUCUCAAUGUCUUACCAUGACGACGUGUUUAAACAUGAUAUUCUACCAAAUCUAUUUUUACCCAACAAAUUAUAGUUGUUUUCACCCGUUGUAGUCAUUAUUCUGAUUGAAUGUUGCUUCUGUUUCCUUUUUUAACAUUUUCACAGUUAUCAUUGAAAGUAGGACACAUUUUUUAUGUUGGAGUCAAAAAUUAUACUUUAGUCAUAUUUUGUUAUUUUACUUAAUAACUUUACUUUUGUUAUUUUCCUUCUAUACCAUAUUUGUAUGUCAGGUGUCACAGUAACCGUGUUAGUUAUCUGAUUUAUCAUUAGACUGGUUGUACAUCCCUAUUCGAAUUUAAAAGAUGACGUGUUUCAGUAACUUUAUUUUUGAGUUUUGAAAAUAGGUGCAGCAAUUAUCUUAUUCUAUAUAUCGGAAUACAUCCUAGAUACUUCACCCUACUGCAUGUGUCAACUUGUGAUAUAUUAGAUCCCAGCCUAGAUACUUCACCCUACUGCAUGUGUCAACUUGUGAUACAUUAGAUCCCAGCCUAGAUACUUCACCCUACUGCAUGUGUCAACUUUUGAUAAAAUAGAUCCCAGCCUAGAUACUUCACCCUACUGCAUGUGUCAACUUGUGAUACAUUAGAUCCCAGCCUAGAUACUUCACCCUACUGCAUGUGUCAACUUGUGAUACAUUAGAUCCCAGCCUAGAUACUUCACCCUACUGCAUGUCAAUUGCAACUUGUGAUACACUUAGUUCCCAGCCUAGAUACUUCACCCUACUGAAGUAUUAAAACCCAGCCUAGAUAUUUCAUCCAAUGGCUUGUGUCAACUUGUGGUGAAUGUUAUUGUGCCUUAGAUUUUAUAUCUUCACAUUUCCUCUGACUGUCUCGACCACACCCCAACUCCCCUCCCCAACUCCCCAUCCCACACCCCCUCAACCAUGACUACAACAGGUUCUCACAGGGUAAAUACAGCCAUUUCAUCAGCUGUGUUUUACAUUCCACAAGCAUUUGUGUUGAUGAGGUUAGCAAACCAGAUACUAGUUCUUCCAUCAAUCUUACUUUGAAAGGUAUUGUUCCUACUUGUACCUUUAAGUAACCUGGACUAUGUUAAUUUUGGGGCCUAGUUGAAAAAAAGACCAACAGAACAAAAUAUUUUUUUAGGGCGAAAGUUAAUCAGAAAUAAUUAGGAAUUUCCUGUGUUUGUAAAAAGAAAAAUUGUUAAAGAAAAGGUAAGUUCGACAACUCUAUGCACAGUUUCAUGUUAUAUGUGAAUUUUUUUUAGUUUCCAAAAUCACAAGUUUAGUUGAAAUAUGAAACAUUCCAGUAAAACAGUCAAAUUGCUUACAGGUAAGCACCUCCAAGCACUGUUACUGAAAUGUUUCAUACAAAGACAAACGGGCACAGUGGACAGAAGCAAUCAGUGAUACAUGAUUGCCAAACACUCAGUGGCACUUAUUGCUUUUAUGGGGUUAUCAGAAAUCUUUGGUGAAAACAGUUGUUUGCAUAUUAAUGAUGAUGUUCAUCUUACCUCUCACAUUUGUGCACAAAACUUUUUUUUUUCAACAAUCUGUAGUUCUUUGAUGUGUAUUAAGUUGUUUUUGUGCCCCUUCAUGCUCGCAUGUACUAUCUUGAUCCCCAACGUCCUCAAUGGCCCCAUUAUGGAUCCCCAACGCUCCCAGUUGAUGUUAUAUGUAUGUCAACAUAUUCAUCAUCCUUUAGUUCAUCUUGAUGUACAAGCAGGAUUCUCCGUCCAAAUAUUACAUGAUGAAUGAGACAAAUGUUUUGCAUUUAUUCUAGUUGUCCUAUUCCCGUGUUUUUGCACGUUGAUAGAGUAAACCUUCCGUCCCAACGAUACUAUGUAUGUCACUUUCUCUCUCUCUCUGGUCUAGAAGCAGACCUCCAUCAGAGGGUCUCCAUGUAUAGAUAUAUUUAUUCAUUGUUGUUGCGCUUAUAAUGUACAUAAUACAUAUUUCUUGUUUGAAUAAAAGUCUAAAAAUAUA
Molecule: messenger RNA, 10101 nt
Organism: Haliotis rubra (blacklip abalone)
Lineage: Eukaryota; Metazoa; Mollusca; Gastropoda; Lepetellida; Haliotidae
Product: sodium/potassium/calcium exchanger 1-like
Exons: 8
Coding region: 539-2431 (630 amino acids)
Biological process (GO): long-term synaptic potentiation; intracellular calcium ion homeostasis; calcium ion transmembrane transport
Cellular component (GO): membrane
Molecular function (GO): calcium, potassium:sodium antiporter activity; calcium channel activity
Source: RefSeq, a predicted model, not a curated record